UCUCGCUCGUGUCCAUGCCCCGAACUCAUGCCUCGCUCGACGAUCUUUCCAACGAGGUGCUGAUCCAAAUUGCUGAAUAUGCCGAUGCCGGCGCGUGGGAACGGCUUCCCUUGCGACUUAGCGUGUACGGUGUCCUGUCGCGCGUCAACCGCCGCCUGCACGACUUCGCAUUGCCGUACUUAUUUUUUCGGAUACGUAUCCCGGUCACUACCCUGAACGGAAAGUAUGCUCUAAAGCCGCGGCCUCUGGUCAAGCUCCUCAGGCUAUUGCAAGAUGACCAGGACUACGGACGGUACAUAAGGCAUCUUCAAGUUGGACGUGCGACAUACUCGUACGGAGUCGAUGCAGCUACCGACCAAUCUACAUUCAAAGCGGCCAGCCAACACGCAUGGGAGUUCCUUGACACGGACAGGCCCUCCUGGGACCUCGACAGCUUCACGUGCUUCCUAAUUGGAUGCAAUACGACCACUCUUCAUAUCCUUCGCUCCUGUCGCCACCUCACAACGCUUUCCAUGUACUGGCUUGGCCCCGACUUCCCGGAUCUCAUGCCGUUUCCCCAACUCGAGACACUACGAUUGCAAGGACCGCCCGUCAAUUUCCUCGAACGUCGCAGCAAGCUCGUGCGCCCUUGUACGUCGCUUCGUACGCUGAAUAUGCGAGGCGACGUUGGCAUCCCUGCAAACUUUACGGAGGAGCUUGCUACGCUGUUUCCCGUCCUUCAGGUUCUCGCCCUCGCCGAGGCGCCUCUCACUUCGAAGCACGUCUUGCGCAUGAUCAUAUCGCACGAAGCGCUCGAGGAGGUCUCCAUCGACUUGAAGAGUCGCUGUAUUCUGGGAAACAUACUCGAUGUCACUUCCGGCCGUGUAUGUGAAUGGCCGCUGGCCCUGAACGCCGACGAAGAUCAUCCCAGAACACCGCGGGAUUACCAAUACCUCUGGAGGAGAGUCAUGACGACCGGUUUCGCAUUCGUGCGAGAGAAGGCUUUGCCCAUCAAUGGCCUCCGACCGUACACGCCGUUCAACCUCACAUCCCUUGCCUUGAAGGUGGCCGAGGACGCAGAUAAUAUUGUUGCCGAUCCACUGUUGGCUUUAUUGGACAAACCACCCAAAAUGUCGUCCAUGCAGACUGUACGACACUUGGCACUCUCGAUCGAGCCUUCGCGCUCCUUUCGCAUGUUUCCUCGAGACGACUCCGUCAGCGACUUCAUGGAGCACCUGGGAAAGCAACUCGCGAAGUGGAAAAAUCUCGAAACCUUCACCUUCGUCUUUAGUUUCAUUCAGAGGUAUUGGAGCGCCUUGGGUUUCGACGACCCUGUCCUCGACGACGGACAGCAACCAUCCGUGGCGUUGUACGAGGAGGAAGACUUCCCGAUGACCACGCGCGGUAUUCUAGAGUUCCGCGUAGCGGAAAACAUCAACGACAUGGACGACGUAGAACAUGCUCUCGAAGAGGCCGCGGGCAUGCUUGGUCGAUCAGUCACGCUUGACGACGAGGACGUGAACCUCGACGAGCUAUGGCUGUCCCGGCGCGAGAACGAAUUCGCCUCAUGCGUGCGCAAGAUGGCCGAACGCUGCCCCAAGCUUCGCGAAUUCAACUGGUAUGCCAGAGAUCACUGGCCGGGCGUGUCGUGGGCCUGGAGGAUCCGUCGCAAGAGGGAUGGCGGGGUGCAGGCUGUGUCGGGAAAGGCAUCGCAUGAGGGUUCGUUGUGCGGAGAGGCCUUUCCAUUCCAUGUUCUCGUGGGACAGGAGCUUCAUUUCGCCAGGGCGGCUUGGCGUUGAAGGAACUGAGUUGGCCGUCUGCGACUCCGAGUCUGUAGCGACUAAGCUAGAGGGAAAACAAUUCGAAAUUACACAUGGGCGGCAC
This is a messenger RNA of Schizophyllum commune H4-8, 1863 nucleotides long. RefSeq lists its product as uncharacterized. The transcript is spliced from 3 exons. Bases 15 to 1778 code for a protein of 587 amino acids. The record is from RefSeq and is a predicted model, not a curated record. NCBI's taxonomy places the organism in Eukaryota, Fungi, Basidiomycota, Agaricomycetes, Agaricales, Schizophyllaceae.